AUGGAAGAUCGCCCACCCGGUUUUAGAUUCUACCCAACAGAAGACGAAUUGGUUUCGUUUUAUCUGCAUAACAAGCUAGAAGGAAGGAGACAAGAUCUCCACCGGGUUAUACCUGUUGUCGAUAUCUACGACUACAACCCAUGGGACCUCCCACAAUUUGCAGGAGAGCUUUGUCAAGGAUACACUGAGCAGUGGUUCUUCUUCAUCCCUAGACAAGAGAAAGAGACCCGUGGAGGAAGACCGAAUAGGCUUACGGCUUUCGGAUACUGGAAAGCUACUGGAUCUCCGGGGUCUGUUUUCUCCGAUAAUAAUCGAAUAAUUGGAAUGAAGAAAACAAUGGUUUCUACACAGGAAGAGCUCCAAGUGGAAGGAAGACUGAAUGGAAGAUGA
This is a messenger RNA of Ilex paraguariensis (yerba mate), 390 nucleotides long. NCBI's taxonomy places the organism in Eukaryota, Viridiplantae, Streptophyta, Magnoliopsida, Aquifoliales, Aquifoliaceae. The record is from the annotation of a GenBank genome assembly.